AUGACUUGUGUUGAUUCAGUUUUUGAUGAAUUGGUUCCGGGUGAAGGAGCUCAGUUCACAAGAUAUGGAAAUGAACACAAGCUAGCAGGAUUUUCAGCAACUCUACAAGCCAUUAUUUCCUUUGUUGAAGAUGGGGGCGACCGAAUUCAUUUGAUUAGGGCAGGAAAACACAAGGUGGCUUUUCUUGUAAAAGGACCAAUUUAUUUAGUUUGCAUAAGUUGUACAGAAGAGCCUUAUGAGUCAUUACGUAGUCAACUGGAACUUCUUUAUGGCCAGAUGGUGCUUAUACUCACAGAGUCUGUAAGUAGAUAUUUUGAGAAGAAUCCAAAGUUUGAUAUGACGCCUUUACUUGGAGGAACAGAUGUUGUUUUCUCUUCCCUCUUCCACUCUUUUAGGAACCCUGCCUCUUUUCUUCAUGCAUACACCUAUCUUCCCCUUCCUUGUGCAACAAGGCAAGCUGUUGCUGCUAUCUUGCAAGAUGUUUCUGAUUCAGGCGUCAUCUAUUCAAUGCUCAUGAGUAAAUACAAGGUUGUGAGUCUUGUAGGUGCACAGAAAGCACAACUCCAUCCUGAUGACAUGCUGCUUCUUGCUAAUUUUGUCAUGGCAUCUGAAUCUUUUAGGACAUCUGAGUCAUUCUCCCCCAUAUGUUUACCAAGACACAAUGCCAUGCCCUUUCUACAUGCUUAUGUUCAUUAUUUUGAUGAUGAUACAUACCUGGUGUUGCUAACAUCUAAUUCUGAUGCCUUCUUUCAUCUAAAAGAUUGUCGGUCACACUGUAAGGUUGGUAAAGCUUAUGAGGCAGUGCAAGAAUGUGAAGAACUAAAGAAGAAAUGUUUGUAUUUGUGA
Molecule: messenger RNA, 846 nt
Organism: Lactuca sativa (garden lettuce)
Lineage: Eukaryota; Viridiplantae; Streptophyta; Magnoliopsida; Asterales; Asteraceae
Product: vacuolar fusion protein MON1 homolog
Biological process (GO): vesicle-mediated transport; protein targeting to vacuole
Source: RefSeq, a predicted model, not a curated record